UUUAAAAAUUUUCUGUUUCUAAAAAACAAAUAAAAUGGAAAAUGAAAAAUAUAAAAACCAAAGAGGCGACGAGCAAGCACCGUUGCAAUCUGAGGAUCAACUGAUAACAAGACAACACCCUGCCGUUGAUCACACCCAAGUUGUGUAUCUGCGAGAUGCGAACUUGGAUGAGUCUAUAACAGAGUCUUCAGUGGACUGCAGUAAAACGGAUCGAACCAAUUCGGAUGCCACUCAAAACAACGAAAUGGAGUCUAAGCCUGUUUCUUUCGGAGUGCAAUGUGAGCCCAGCACCAGCCGUAAUUGCACAGCAAACACACAGAACGAAGCCGCGGUUACGGUAGAAACUUACCCAGCUUCGACGGUGGCUCGCAGGGCUUAUAAUUCGGAUGGUAUGAAUACGGAAACGGAACGAAUGCGGAACAUACUGGACCUACUUCAUCGCUUUUCGUACAACUUGGACGCCAUUGAGGAACGGCUGCAAGCGCCGCAGCAAUACUGCGAACUGGGCACCCAGACCGGUGAGGUCGCCACUUCGCGAAGGCUGCGUGUGGAUCUCACCACCCGGAGAUCGAGUCCGGCCCGGCAUCAACCGGAUAGUCGACCUCCCUGCGAACGUAGUUACCAUAUGAUCACAAUCGCCGGCAACAACCUGCCACCACGUCAGGCAGUCCAACGGCAAACAUUCUGCGGCCGUAUAUGUCGCUCCUUGGGAGAUUUCUUCGCCGCCUUCUGUCUGUGUCUGCAGGUGAACAAGGACUGCAUCUUCUGCCUGGGCUUCUUUGUGGCCUUUGUGGUCAGUGUUAGCUUCCUGACAGCAUUCUUUUAUCGAACGAUCAACUUUAAGCCGUCAGUGUCUCGGGUGACUGCUAUCCCGAUGACUGGAAGCCCGCAAUAUGAGUUGACCCCUCUGAGGUUUAGUGGCGGCUACUAUUACAUCUACAAUAAAAACCAACGUAACUUGUCCUAGUA
Messenger RNA from Drosophila kikkawai, 969 nucleotides. RefSeq lists its product as uncharacterized. NCBI's taxonomy places the organism in Eukaryota, Metazoa, Arthropoda, Insecta, Diptera, Drosophilidae. The record is from RefSeq and is a predicted model, not a curated record.